Messenger RNA from Bathycoccus prasinos, 546 nucleotides. RefSeq lists its product with no specific name. Bases 1 to 546 code for a protein of 181 amino acids. NCBI's taxonomy places the organism in Eukaryota, Viridiplantae, Chlorophyta, Mamiellophyceae, Mamiellales, Bathycoccaceae. The transcript has a single exon. The record is from RefSeq and is a predicted model, not a curated record.
AUGUCCGCAGGCAAGCACCUCGACAUCUCCUCUUCCACACCGAACAACAAACCGUUACCAGAUGGCGUCUCUAAAACGUACGACGUGACCUCGAAAUGGGAACCGUACUGGUUGUGCUUUAUCGGCACCGUGAGUGCUUUCCCGUGCUUGGUGUUCUUUUGGGAGACGAAAACGUUGACGUUAGAGACCGAGGAAGUCGUCUUGAACUCGCGAAACUGCGUCAAGAAUACGAACAAGAGAUUACCGUACGGCGAGUUAGGAUCUGUGGACCAAACAAAAAAUGCGUGCGGGUGCUACGAAGUCGGAGGCGAAUCCAUCGGACGGUUGUCCCCGGGAUGGGGGAGUACGAAUGAACUCCCCGAGAUGCUGUCGAUUUUGGCGACGCUGAAACACCGACAGCAACAAAGAGGCGAUCAAGGGCAAAUUCAACGGACGGAGAAUCUGGAGAGGAAAAUCGAUGCAAUCAUACAGCACUUUAAGAUUAAAAUUCCGGACGACUUGGAUAUCGACCAAGCGCCGGGUGCGAUGUCGAUGAAGCGUUACUAA